UCACCGCGCCUUACGUCAACUCUAAAAAAAAACGAAGUGGGAUUUCUCUCCACCAGGCGUACACUCUCCCUGUUUUACGUAUUGUAAUACGAUUUUUUUUGUACAUUUAUCCGCUUGGCCUACGUCGUACAAACCAAACACACACGUUACUGCCGUCACGGAACAUGGCCAUCGAAUGUGACCUGGCCCGGGGGACGAAAACCGACGCUUCUCUCUGAGCUAAGCUAACGUUCUUGCGUCUAUAAGCAAACUCGCUAGCCUAGGAGGUAGCGUUAGCAUCGUUAGCUUUUUUGCAACGAAGCUACAUUGCUAGGCGGUAGCCUUGCCAAGCUAGCGCGCUAAUAAGUCACUUGGUUUAUCAAAAGGUAAACAACCGAGCUUUUCCAGAGUACGGGAUCGGCGAUCGCGUCCCUCGGGGCCCAAUGGCGCCACAAGCGCACGAAUUCGGCUCCUAAAUUCGCGCGGUGAAGUGCGGGGGUAAAAACGGGGGCUCGCACAGACAGCCCCGUCCGUCGGCGACGAUCAACAAUACAAAUCUCGGAUCCCCUCCGGUGAGGCCAAGCCAGCUAACGCCAGCUAGCUCCCCGCCAGCGGAGGGUGGCUGCGAGGGGCUGGUUGAACCGCCCGCCUGAACCGACCCCGGUCUGGAGGUUUGCUACCCGCCACCCGACCCCGGUCUGGAGGUCUGCUACACGCCGCCCAGCCCUCAACCCGACCCCGGUCUGAUCGGUCUGCUGCACGCCGCUCAGCCCUCCUACAGGACUCUGAUGCUGUGAUCCCGGACACGCCCGUGUGACACAGAUUCCCCUUUCUGUCUUGAGUUACAUCCAACUGGAGCGGCCAUUCUCCCACCAUCCCAACACUGGAUUCCACUCGCUCACUACGGCCUGCCACGCCCAUCCGUCGCCUCGCCCGCUCCUGAACCAUGUGAGGGCCCUUCGCUCCACUCUGAGGGGAUCCCAGGACCAUCCUGCAUAAGCCCCCCCCCCCACCGUGCAGGGGCUAGAGACACCCUGAUCCCGAGAAAGUGGUCGCCCCCUGUCCCCCUGUCCCCCCCACCCCACCCCUCUUUCCACACCUAUACGUUCUUGAUCUCCUUCCCUGGGGAGACACGCAAUGAUGUUCCGUGACCAGGUGGGCAUCCUGACGGACUGGUUUAAGGGCUGGAACGAAUGUGAACAGACAGUGGCACUGUUGUCCCUCCUGAAGAGGGCAACGCGCACCCAGGCCCGCUUCUUGCACAUCUGCCUGGAGCACUGGCUGGCGGACUGCUCCGAGAUCCAUAUACUAGAGGCCGAGGCCAACAAUGCAGCCAUCGUUAACCAAUGGCACCAGGAGCCUAAGGAGAAGGUGGUGGCCCUGCUGCUGUCCCACCUGCCCCUGCUGCAGCCGCGCAACAGCGAGGCAAAAUGUGAGUACAUGAAUCUGCUGCAGAAGGUGCUGAGUCACACCAUCGAGAGCAGCCUCUUCGUGGAGGAGAGCCGGCAGCUGCUCUCCUACGCCCUGAUCCACCCCGCCACCACCCUGGACGACCGCACCUCCCUGGCCAUGUGGCUCAACCACCUGGAGGAGCACCUCUCCAGUGGCUACGCCCCCUCCUCCAGAGCCCCCUCCAGCCCCUACCACCCGCGGCAGGGCUCGGACGAGUGGCCCAGCUCCGCGGACGCCAUGGACCCCGGCCACGCCUGGCACGACCAGUCGCCCUCCUCCAGCACCUCGCCCGCCGGCCAGAACGGACACAUGCCCUUCCCUGGGUGUAUGGGGUCGAACAGCAAUAACACAGGCCUGGGCCAGAUGCUGCCGAGCCCCCUGAAGAAGCCCAUGUCCCUUCUCCCCUGCGGGCCCCAGGCCUGUGGCUCAGAGUGGUCCAGCCAGGACGACACAGGGCUGCGGCAGGCCUUCGGGCCCUCGGACCACGCCCCGCUCUCCCCCCAGAGCAGCGUGGCCUCGUCCGGCAGCGAGCAGACAGAGGACCAGGGGUCCGCACGGAACACCUUCCAGGAGGACGGCAGCGGCAUGAAAGAUGUCCCCGCCUGGCUGAAGAGUCUUCGUCUUCACAAAUAUGCAUCGCUGUUCUCCCAGAUGACCUAUGAGGAGAUGAUGAUUCUCACCGAACACCACCUAGAGUCCCAGAAUGUGACCAAAGGGGCACGGCACAAGAUUGCUUUGAGUAUCCAGAAGCUGCGCGAGAGGCAGAGUGUGCUCAAGUCUUUGGAGAAGGACAUCCUGGAGGGAGGGAACCUGCGGAACGCGCUGCAGGAGCUGCAGCAGAUCGUCAUCACUCCCAUCAAGUACUACAGCGUGUCCAGCGCCGCCCUGAUGUCCUCGGACGCCAAGGCGGGGGACAAGGACCUGACGGCGGAGGGCUUCCAGUCCCACAACCCCCCGCCCUGCGACGGCGAGCCCUCGGCCACGCCCAUCUCGGAGGGCGACAUCGCCGGGCAGUUCACGCGCGUCAUGGGGAAAGUUUGCACCCAGCUGCUGGUGUCGAGGCCGGACGAGGAGAACAUCAGCUGCUACCUCCAGCUGAUCGAGAAGUGUCUGACGCACGAGGCGUUCACGGAGACCCAGAGGAAGCGGAUCGUGUCUUGGAAGCAGCAGGUCCUUAAACUGCUCCGCUUGGUCCCUCGGAAGGCCAUGGUGGACAUGCCAGUGUACCGACAGAAGGGUUGGGCGUAUGGCUCCAACUCGCUCCCCACAGCAGGCUCUGUGAGUGGAGGUCUGGCGCGGAGAGGCCAGAGGCAGUUCCAGAUGCCCCCCCCCCGCGGGCUCCCCACCAGCCGCAUGGGCCUGCUAAGCCCGGGGAGCAUCGGGGGGGCGUCCCCUCGCCACGCCCUCACCAACCCUGCCCUUGCCAGCCAGGGGAGACAGAACCUGUGGUUUGCCAACCCCGGGGGGAGCAACAGCAUGCCCAGCCAGAGCCGCAGCUCGGUGCAGCGGACCCACUCGCUGCCUGUGCACACGUCCCCACAAACCAUGCUUCUGUUCCAGCAGCAAGAAUGCCAAGUCCCAGGAGCAGACCUGGAAAUCAAUCCCACUCUGGAGUCACUGUGCCUCAGUAUGACGGAGCAUGCCUUAGGGGAUGGAAUAGACCGAACGUCAACAAUAUGAAAAAACACACGGCAUAACGAAGAAGGAAAAAACACUUAAUUUCAUCUUGAGGCCUGCAGUUCCUCGUUACCCAGCACAAAGAUGUACGCUUCAGAAAAACGAAAGGCAAACCGCUCACUACAAAACGACAAAAAAACUGUAUAUGUUAUGAUAUUUUUGUACUUUAUUAUAUACAACUAAGUUUAUUAUAAAUGGAAUACAGAUGAAUAUUAUAUUGCAGGAGAGAGGGCGGGGGAGGGAGAGAGAGGUGGAGCGAGGAUAGGUUAACUGUGGGUACUCUGCCCCAUGUUGUCUGCAGGACUGGGACAUGUUGUGCAGAGGCCCAGUUUGCUGUGCUCUUACAGGAAUUGGUGUAUUGGUGCUGUCUUAAAGUUUUUUUUGCCCCCUAUUCGUUUUCUCUUCCUUUUUCUCCCAGGAAAACAAAAAGAUAAGUGUGUCUCCGAGCAGCCUUGUGUUGGAGCUAGGAAAAAUAACACAUAGCCACAGCCUCUUCACCACGUAGUGUGGAAGUUGGAUCUCCUCCCCCCCAACUAAGAGUCGGGCACUUUCUCACAGACACAGACACGCAAACACACACACACACACACACACACACACACACACACACACACACACACACACACACACACACACACACACACACACACACACACACACACACACACACAGUGAGACCGGUAACACAGAUUGCACAUUGAUUUAACGUACUCACCGGGUCAACCUGCUGCAGGUCGCGGUUCACACACACACUCUGCUAGCCACACCUCUCGCUCUGUCGCCAGCCAACAGUGUCGAUCAAACCUUGGAAAAAAAUCUCCUUUUUGUUUCGUUUUUUUUACUUGUGUUGUAUUUCUGCUACUGCCCCAAAUAAACCUGAGGAUGAGGAUUGAAAAGCAAUUCUAGACGGCCUCCACAUUGUGUGACAGGAGCAGAGGAAAGGGGGCCUGGAAGAACGGAGCUGAUGCUAGUAACUUAACCACAGGUGGGCCCCUUUUCUAACCCCCCCAUCCCCCCGAAACCCCUGCAAACACGGACUCAGCAAAGCCAAAGUUAAGGGCUGUAUGAGGUCCCAACUCUUAACUGGAAGAUAUGACCGGUGAGACACGCCAAGAGGGGUUACCCGUGUCCCGACUAAGGGAAGGUGGCAGUUUGAGGAAUACACGCCAGCUUCCACUCAUCUCUAAUAUUCAGUUCCCUGGUAAACAAAUGAUGAUGAAUCUCAUUUUGCGCCGAGGAACCCCUGUGGGGCCGAGCCCGGGCUGGGGGGGUCGGCGCUGUCUAGGAAAGGAUUUUCAAUUGAACCAGGCUGGAAGGGGGGGGGGGGGGGGGAGUUUCAAUUUGCAAUGUAAUGCCUGGUAAAAUAACACAGUGAUGGCCAUCUCGUGCCCCCGGGCUCCUCCGCGAUUGGCUGGAAGAUGAUAAGGAAGCUCAGGCUUUUGUUAAUGACAGCGACGGCGCCGGCCGCCUUGCCCCCGCUCGGCCUUCUCCUCAAAAUGGCCACUUUGGAGAUUUGAUGACUCAUUUUUGUUUUGAACCCGUGGUGCUCGGAAGAUUCCCCAACGUUCUCUGUUUGGGUGUUCACGCCGCCGUCUCAGCCUCCCCUCCCCCCCACACUCUACCCUCACAUGAUCCCGUGGUGUCAGUGUUGAACCCAAACUCGUCUUAUACAGCCUCUGUCUUGGAAUGUGGCAGAGUAGGAGGUGCAUGUAUGUGUGUAAUAUGGUCUUAACUUUUUCGGGUUACACCUUGAGUCGCAUCGUAAGGUCAGGGAUUUAACCGUUUGCAUAUUGUUUCCGUCUCCAGAGCCAUAGGAGAUCUGUGUAGUAAACAUGGUCAUUUACAGAUGUCUUUUUUCCACUUGGAUUUUUUACUCUUCCUCGGUAUUGAUACCUUAUACUUUUUUUUUUUUCUAUAACUGCAUGUUUUUGCCACACUAAUACAGCAAGGUUGUAGAGAGAGAGGCACGACCAUCACGGGUGAUCAGUGUCGCCUGCAAAAAAAAACAAAACAAGAAAAAGACGAGCAUCUAUGUUGCAACUAAUGUUUGAUGUUAACGCCGCCUCUGUGUCACUGUUUACAUCUCACUGGACUAAUGCCAGCUUCAUGUGACCUCAUCAAUUAUUCCACUCGUCUCACGUUGUAAUGAAUUAAAAGCACCGAGGCCUUCUCCUCGCAAGAGAGCCGGCCCCGGCUACAGCCUGAGGACGCGACGCCUUCUACCCCAGCCAACACCCCACUCCUUCUCCAUUCUGUGUCAUUGCAAAUGGGGCUUAAAUGUUAGACGCGACACAUGUAGGAGGUUACCUUUUGUGGUUGUGGAGAAGAAGAAAAGUCAUUUUUCCUGGCCUUGUGAAUAAUCGUUCUGAGUCGUCACACGCUGGCACCCUAUUGGUGUUGUGCCUGAGAUACACAGCCACCCCGCUCCCCCCCCCUCCCGGCCCCGGCCCCAUGUUCCUUGUGUCUGUUGAGUUGCAUUUGUGAUCCUACAUAGUGUUCUAGUCAUGGCUUUCUUCAGAGCAGGCUCUCGGACAGAUCUGACUUAGAGUGAAUACAUGCGAUGUUGUGCCCUCAAAGAGUGCAACGGUAAAAGGUAUACACAACUUUUAUUUCAGUUAACACAUUUUAAUCUAUUAGUUAUUACUGUAUGUCGAUGCUCUUGUGUUAUGGCUCAGAUCCCCACUUUCAUGGUGUGUGCUGCAGACGAGGCGACACUGCCUCUGUUUCGCAGACAGGUGCCGGUUCCUGGCCAUUACUGGGAUGACGAAGCAGGAGAUGAAAAUGCUUAUCUGAGCCAUAAUUGAUGUGAUUAUUUGUGUAAACGAACACUAAUGACAGGCCAAGGAAUAUGUUUACUCCAUGUUUACAUUCCAGUAAUAAGUUGAAUGGGUUAGAAUGUGCUCUUCAUAAAUUAGGGUAUAUUCAACAGACAACCACCACUGUGAGGGUCACAGCUUAAUGUCAAAUUAAAAUUCUUACCAAGUUGUCUGUAAAAUACAGUCAGUGUCCCUGCCUGGCUUAAUUAAUAGAACUGUCAGUUAGAGGCAAUGUUGCGACGUUGUCUUGUACAAUUUCUAUUUAAUUCUAAUGACUCCUGAGACAUUUUCUAAUAUUUUAAGAAUGAAACAUUUUGCAUCCCAUGCUUACACACUCUAAUUUUUUACUGUCACUCAUUGUAUGUUUUGGAUGGUCUGAAUUGCAGCAUUCAUCAGAAUGACAGUCCAAAUAAAGGAGUUCAAUUCUU
Messenger RNA from Gadus morhua (Atlantic cod), 6352 nucleotides. RefSeq names its product sterile alpha motif domain containing 4B (gene samd4b). Gene Ontology annotation, biological process: regulation of mRNA stability; nuclear-transcribed mRNA poly(A) tail shortening; negative regulation of translation. Gene Ontology annotation, molecular function: translation repressor activity; mRNA binding; protein binding. The transcript has 13 exons. Bases 1117 to 3111 code for a protein of 664 amino acids. The record is from RefSeq and is a predicted model, not a curated record. Lineage: Eukaryota; Metazoa; Chordata; Actinopteri; Gadiformes; Gadidae. Gene Ontology annotation, cellular component: P-body.